AUGAUGAACCCGGAGAUGAUUCGACUAGCGGAGGAGCAGAUGCGGCGCAUGUCCCCCGACGACCUCGCCAUGAUGCAGCUGCAGCUCGCGUCCAACCCCGACCUGGUAAAGCUAGCAUCCGAGAGCACAAGGAACAUGACGCCUCAGGACCUCAAACUUGCCGCUCAGGAGCUGAACCAAACAAGGCCAGAGGAGAUGCUUUCCAUGGCUGAGAAGUUCGCCACUGCUAAGCCCGAGGAGCUCACCGCCAUGAAGGCCCAAGGAGACGCUCAGAUCACAUACGCCACAUCACGUGCCAAGACGGUAAAGCAGCAUCGGAACCAGCUUCACGGCCGUGGGCGGUACACCGAGGCUGCUGCCACUUACAAGCUCGCCAAGGAUAGCUUGAAGAAUGUGCCGUCGGCAGCCGCGCAUACAUUGAGGGUGGAGUGCAGCCUUAAUCUGAUGUACUGUUACCUGAAAUUGGGCAGGCUUGAAGAUUACGUAAACAAUGGUUCAGAUGUUCUUCUAGCUUGCGAUGGCUCCAGCAAGUUCGCCAAGGCGUACUACCGAAGGGGUCAAGCGUACAGAGGGCCGGGGAACCAGCUGCAGGCUGCCGUCACUGACUUGAGUAAAGCCCAUGAAAUCUCUCCCGAGGAUGAAACCAUUGACGAGGUCCUGAGAAACACACAGGGAAAACUUGCAGCUCAAGGAAAUCUGCCAAAAGGAGUUGUUAUUGAAGAGGUUGUAGAAGAAAUUCCAACCUUCCAACCUUGGUCUUUGCAAAUUCUAGGGGAGAGCCAUGAUAAAAUAGUAGUAAAAAACCAAUGGAUGGACCAGUCUCCAUCCACCAGUUCCCUGCCUUCUAUAGCUGACAUGCAAGAAGCCGUGAGAAAAUCCUUGGAAGACCAUGCCACGCGGCAAAUGUUUGUGUCCAUGAUGGAGAACAUGAGUCCUGAUGUUAUGGCGGACUUGAGUCAGAAGCUCAGCAUGAAGCUGUCCAAGGAGGAUGCCGCCAAAGGUCAACAAGCUAUGCCUUCGUUAUCUCCAGAAGGUCUAGACAGAAUGAUGAGAUGGAUGGGCAGAGCACAGCGAGGAUUAGAAGUACCAAACAUGAUAAACAACUGGCUCCUGUCUGGCGGGAAGGGCUUGAUCAUUGCCAUUGUCAUGCUGAUCUUGGCCUUGAUCCUCAUGCGGCUUGGAUUUAGUGGCAAAUCCACCUUAUGGGUGUGUAGUCAAUUAACUACAUGGCUUUUUGCAAAAACAAAUAAAUACAAGUAA
Aegilops tauschii subsp. strangulata is the source of this 1260-nucleotide messenger RNA. Its product is annotated as outer envelope protein 61-like. Gene Ontology annotation, molecular function: protein binding. The record is from RefSeq and is a predicted model, not a curated record. Lineage: Eukaryota; Viridiplantae; Streptophyta; Magnoliopsida; Poales; Poaceae.